Molecule: messenger RNA, 2463 nt
Organism: Aureococcus anophagefferens
Lineage: Eukaryota; Pelagophyceae; Pelagomonadales; Pelagomonadaceae
Exons: 2
Coding region: 1-2463 (820 amino acids)
Biological process (GO): (1->6)-beta-D-glucan biosynthetic process
Cellular component (GO): endoplasmic reticulum membrane; plasma membrane
Molecular function (GO): glucosidase activity
Source: RefSeq, a predicted model, not a curated record
AUGCGCGCAGUCACUCUAUUGAUCGCGCUGCCCGCGGCGCUGCACGCGUUCCGCGCACCGACGCCCCUGCUGCGCCCGAACAUUGCCGUCGCCGCAACCCCCGUCAGCGAGCUCCUCGCGGGCGAGGUCGCGGUCGGCGACGCGUCGAUGACGCGGGCGGCGGUCGUCGCGGACCUCGCGGCGCGCACGGAGGCCUGCCGCGCGCCCGCGGCGGACGUGCUGCCCUACGCCACGGACGACGAACGCGACGCGUGGUUGCUCCGAUUCUGCGCCGAGGCCGAGGACGUCGACCUCGACGCCGUCGCGGCGCGCGUCGAGGCGAGCGUGGCGUGGCGCCUGGGCGAAGGCAAACCCAUCGUCGAGGCGGCGCGCGACGCCGUCGCGGCGGCCACCGCGACGCCGGGAUCGUGGGACAACGGGCCCGUGCUCGCCGCCGCCCCUCAUUCCGCCAAGAUCGAGCCCUGGGUGCCCGCGGGCAAGCUCAUGACCAUGCGCGGCGCCGGCGGCCUCGUGUACGCCAUCCGCGCGGGUCUCAUCGACGACAAGGGCCUCAUGGCCGACGUCGACGCGGACGCCCUAUCGUCGUUCUUCCUCUACGCCAAGGCGGUCAACGAGCGCGUCGUCGCGGCGCUCACGGCGCGGACCGGCGAGCUGGCGACGGUCGUCACGGUCAACGACCUCCAGGGCGUCGACCUCUUCGGCGACGCGUCGUUCCGCAACGCGCUGAGCGCGGCGUCGAAGCAGGGCGACGCGAUCUUCCCGGGCCUCUCGGGCCCCACCGUGCUCCUCAACCUGCCGCGCCUCCUCGGGGCCCUCGUCAAGCUCUUCACGCCCCUCUUCCCGCCGGCCGUGCGCAAGAAGCUCAAGUUCGACAGCUUCGACAUCGGCGCCGAGGACGCGCUCCUCGACGCCGGCGGCAAGGCGAAGCUCCUCGCCUACCUCGACGACACGCUGUUCGAGGCCGAGGGCCGGACGUUCCGCGACGGCGAGGACCCGCGGUGGACGGCGAUCCACAAGAACGACUACACGAACAAGGCGCUCCAGUUCUACCACGAGGACUACGUGACGACGUCCGGCGGGUCCCUAAAUAUUACGACGACGCCGGAGCACACGAAGUUCGAGAGCCACCAGAUCAAGGACAAGAAGCACGUCCGCGUGACCGUCAAGAAGACGUACCGGUCCGGCAUGGUCCAGGGCUGGAACAAGUUCUGCUUCACGGGCGGCAUCCUCGAGAUCCGCGCCAAGCUGCCGGGCCGCUACGACGUCGGCGGCCUCUGGCCGGGCAUGUGGAUGAUGGGCAACCUGGCGCGCGCGACGUACGUCGCGUCGUCGAACCACAUGUGGCCCUUCAGCUACGAGGCGUGCGCGCGCAAGGACCAGCGCCGCCAGGAGAUCAACGGGUGCAUGCCGCGGCCCCACUUCGGGCUGAACCCGGACCAGGGCCGCGGCGCGCCGGAGAUCGAUCUGUUGGAAGUCAUGCCGGGGGAGGGGUGGCUGCCCUGGGGCCUGAAGAAGCCGUACUACUCGACGUCGCUCCAACUGGCGCCCGCGGCGCCCAUCCGCCCCUUCAACGGGGCCAAGCCCGCGCCGGGCACGUGGUACGAGCAUCUGCGCUACGGCCCGAACACGUCGCAGAACGUCUUCUUCUACGGCAUGCGCCUCGACCACGGCUCCGACGAGGAGUCCUACUGGGCCGACGCGGUGUCCGGCAACACGCCCAUCGGCGCGAGCGAGUUCGAGGACUUCCACACCUACCGCCUCGAGUGGAAGCCCAAGGGGUCCAUCGACUGGUACAAGGACGGCAAGUUCCUCUACGGCAUCGACGACGCGUCGAUCUCGUCGCUGACGGGCGGCCAGGUGCCCGACGAGCCCAUGUACCUAUUGCUGAACACGGCCAUGUCGAGCACCUGGGGCUUUCCCGCGCCCUGCCCGCCGGGCUGCGCCUGCGACUGCCAAGACUGCGCGGAGGAGAAGUGCGCCUGCGGCAUCGCGCCGGGGUUCUGCGCGUCGCUGCCCGCGUCGUUCCUCGUCGACUACGUGCGCGUCUACCAGGACCGGGGCGACCGGGCCGCGAGCCUGGGCUGCGACACGGCGAGCCACCCGUCGAAGGCCUUCAUCGAGGCCCACGAGCACCGCUACGUCGACCCGGACCGCCCCGGCCGCGCGCCGCUGGAGCGCGUCGCGACGGGCGGCGGGCGCUGCGCGACCGACGACGACUGCGGCGGCCGGCCGGCGGGCGCCUGCCGCCGGCGGCGCUGCGCCUGCGGCGCGGGCCGCGCCGGGCCCCGCUGCCUCGCGCCCGCGGGCGCGGACGACGCGCGCCGCGGCCGCGGCCGCUUCUGGCGCCUCCCGGCGCCCGCCGUGCCGCCGCAGCUCGCCGCCACGGGCCUCGCCCUCGUCGCGGCCUUCGUCGCCCUCGCCCGCGCGCGCGCCCUCGCCUUCAAGGCGGAGCGGAGGAGAUAA